CGAAAGAACCCAGAAGCGUUUAACUGAGCAAACCUAGGCCGAAUUAGCCACCAUUACCUGAGCUCCACCCGCUACCCGUCCUCCGCCUCCGUUUCUUUUCUCUUUCUUUUUUUCCAUGAAUGGAUCCUCCACCAUCGCCACCGUCCGAACCUCCGCGAUGAGAACUCCGGCGGUCAUUAUAAAACCAGGCGAGCCCUUCCAUCUCCGCUGCUUCCUCACGAAAUCCUUCUCAUCUUUCCCUUCAUCUCUCCCCAUAGACCCAGUGCCAUCCGACCACGAUCUCCCUUUGCUCCUUCACUCGAUACUCUCCAAACCUAAUUGGCAAAAACACCCUUCCCUCCCUAAGCUAGUUCCCUCCAUAUCCUCUUCCCAUGUCCAUUCCCUUUUCUCUCUCAACCCUUUUCUUCUUCCCCAAACCGCCCUCGGUUUCUCCAAUUGGAUCUCCAAAAAACCCAAUUUCAACCACUCCGUUUAUUCCUAUUCUGCGCUUUUGAACAUCCUUGUCGCCAACAAAUUCUUCGGUCCUGCUGAUAAAAUCCGCCUUGCCAUGAUCAAAUCCCCGGCUUCGGUAGACGAAACCCGGUUUGUUUUGGAAUUGCUAAAGGAUAUGAACAAGGAUAACGAGCUUCAUUUCAGAUUUAACCUUUCGGUUAGAUCCUACAACUUUUUAUUGAUGUCAUUGUCGAAAUUCUUGAUGAUUGAUGAAAUGAAAUCUGUUUAUAGUGAAAUGUUGAACGACAGGGUUUCGCCAAAUAUUUUUACUUGGAAUACUAUGGUUAAUGGUUAUUGUAAGAUUGGGAAUGUGGUUGAGGCUCAACUCUAUGUCAGUAAGAUUGUGCAAGCCGGGUUGAGUCCGGAUACGUUUACUUAUACUUCGUUGAUAUUGGGGCAUUGCAGGAAUAAGGAUGUUGACAACGCAUUUAGGAUUUUUAGAAUGAUGCCGACUAAGGGUUGUCGAAGAAAUGAGGUUUCUUAUACGAAUCUUAUUCAUGGGCUAUGUGAGGCUGGGCGGGUUGAUGAAGCUAUUAAGUUGUUUGAGGUGAUGGCGGAUGAUUUUUGUUGUCCUACAGUUCGUACAUAUACAGUAAUUAUUUGUGGACUGUGUGAUGCGGGGAGGAAGUCCGAAGGAAUAAAAUUAUUCCAGGAAAUGUCGGAUAAAGGGUGUGAGCCAAACGCUCAUACUUAUACGGUAAUCAUUGAUACCUUAUGUAAAGAAAAUAAGGUUGAUGAAGCAAGGAAAAUGCUAGGUAGAAUGUUAGAGAAAGGGCUGGUUCCAAGUGUGGUCACCUAUAAUGCUUUGAUUGAUGGCUAUUGCAAACAUGGAUCAAUGGAGGCCGCAUUGGAAGUUUUGGGUAUGAUGAAAUCUAAUAAUUGUUGUCCAAAUGACCGAACAUAUAAUGAAUUGAUAGCCGGGUUUUGUAAGAGGAAUGUUCACAAAGCAAUGGUAUUUCUUGGUAAGAUGCUUGAAAUUAAGUUGGUACCAAGUUUGGUCACAUAUAAUUCGUUAAUUCAUGGGCAGUGUAAAAUGGGGCAGUUAGAUAAUGCCUUCAGGCUGCUUGAGAUGAUGAAGGAGAACGGUUUGGUUCCCGACCAAUGGACGUACAGUGUUCUUAUUGAUUCUCUUUGUAAAGCUGGUAGGGUAGAAGCAGCUCGUAUUCUGUUUGACUCUCUCAAGGAGAAAAGCGUGAAAGCAAAUAAAAUUAUAUAUACUGCUUUGAUUGAUGGAUACUGCAAGGUUGGGAAAAUUGAAGAUGCUAAUUGUUUGAUUGAUAGAAUGAUUGAUGAGGGCUGCUUUCCAAACUCAUGCACUUACAACGCCCUUAUAGGUGGGUUGUGCAACAUUAAAAAUGUGAGGGAGGCAUUGUUAGUGGUGGAGAAAAUGAAGGAGAUGGGUGUGAAGCCUUCAGUAGAGACAUAUACAAUUCUCAUUGAAAGGAUGCUUAAAGAAGGUGACUUCGAUCGUGCUCAUAGGACUCUUGAUCAACAAAUAUCCUUGGGAUGUCAACCCGAUGUAUUUACCUAUACUGCUUUUAUUCGUGCGUAUUGUGGUGUAGGGAGGCUAAAAGAAGCAGAGGAUAUGGUGAUUAGGAUGAACAAAGAAGGGGUUUUUCCUGAUUCUGUUACUUACACAUUACUUUUAGAUGCAUAUGGAUGUUUGGGAUUAAUGCAUUCUGCAUUUGAUGUUCUCAAGCGUAUGUUUGAUGCCGGUUGUGAGCCUUCUCAUCAUACAUACUGUUUUUUAAUAAAGUAUCUUUUGAAGGAAAGCCAUGCAUUGGAUAUGCUUUCAGAUUCCAUGCUAGUUAAUCAUGCUGAUGUCUGGAAGACAAUGGAAUUUGACACUGCCCUGGACUUAUUUGAGAAAAUGCGUCAACAUGGUUGUGUACCCAAUAUUAACACUUACAACAAGCUUAUUAUAGAACUUUGCAGAGUUGGCCGCUUUUUAGUAGCACAAAAGUUAUUUGGUCAUAUGAGAGAUGAAGGAAUAUCUCCUGGUGAGGAUGUCCACAAUUCGCUUCUGAGGUGUUUCUGUGAGUUGGGAAUGUAUGAUGAUGCUACCACAGUGGUGGAGCUAAUGAUCAAUUCUGGCCAGUUACCGCAUCUAGAUUCCUACAUGCAGCUGAUUUGCGGACGAUAUGAUCAAGGGGACAAGGAUAAGGCUGAGACAAUUUUUGGUGACUUGCUUCGUUGUGGUUAUAAUUGUGAUGAAGUAGCUUGGAAGAUUCUUAUUGAUGGCUUGCUGAUAAAGGGACUUGCUGAUAGAUGCACUGAACUCUUAAGCAUCAUGGAAAAAAUGGGCUGCCAGCUCCACCCUAAUACAUAUUCAAUAUUAAUUGAUGGAAUUGGAGGAGAAUAGAUUCUUUGUAUUUUGUCUGAUAUUCUUGCAUUUUUGUUACCGAAGAGGAGGCCAUUGCAUUGCUCUUCCUUCUGGAUGGGCACUGGUAUUGCAAACAUUGCAGACUGCAUUCCUUUUGGCAUGCCGGCUCAAUACAUAAAACCAGGGUACUUGCUUCAAUUGAAGCAUUUCUGCUAGACUGGCAUCAAGGGUGCAGUUUUUCAGUGAGAAUCACACGCAUUUUCAUAUUCCUGGUCAUGUAGAGGCCCCUAAUCAAGUGAACCACUCCAGCUGACAAAGAAGAGUCAAUAAUCUAUCCGGGGAUAUGAAAGAAGCAAACAUUUACUCAGAACAACAACAGUAAGCCUUUAUUCUGCUACCCUACACGAGCAGGAUCACUAAACAGACAUCGUGCCCAAUAGAAAGCCAUGGCUGCCUACAAAGAGUCUACUGCAAUCAUAUCUGUUGGAACUUAACCUAGCUGGCACCGUUGCUAUUCACUGAUAAAACCUUGAUUUCAAUCCCGGGGUUUUAUUUUUUAAUUUUUUUUUUGAAAUAAUUUAAACAUUAAAUCUA
Molecule: messenger RNA, 3409 nt
Organism: Hibiscus syriacus
Lineage: Eukaryota; Viridiplantae; Streptophyta; Magnoliopsida; Malvales; Malvaceae
Product: pentatricopeptide repeat-containing protein At5g65560-like
Exons: 3
Coding region: 116-2854 (912 amino acids)
Molecular function (GO): protein binding
Source: RefSeq, a predicted model, not a curated record